Molecule: messenger RNA, 1023 nt
Organism: Caenorhabditis remanei
Lineage: Eukaryota; Metazoa; Nematoda; Chromadorea; Rhabditida; Rhabditidae
Exons: 7
Coding region: 1-1023 (340 amino acids)
Source: RefSeq, a predicted model, not a curated record
AUGGAUUUGGAAACCGUCGACAUAAAGUUCAACAAAUAUAUCAUAAUAGCUGUGAGAACUGAAAGUCCAAGUUUUAUUCAGAAACGUUUCAAUUCUCAGACAUCGUCGUUCGGAAUUAUUCUAAUUGCAUUCAUUGUAACCAGCCUUCAUAAAAUCAAUUUGAAAAACUGCCAACUUGUGAAAACGGUGAUUCAAGAACAGGUAUCAAAUGGGAUCUAUUUAUUUUUCAAUAUCUUUUUCUACGCUAAUCUCGAAGAACUAAUCGCUCACAAACGAAAAUACGUUAUUUCUUACAUAGGAUACAUUCUACUAUACUUCAAAUUGGUCACCUUGAUCCUGCAACUCGGAUUGAGUCUUUUAUAUCUGCAAACAAUGCUCGUUGCUUAUGGCAUCAAUGUUUUUAAAUGGUUCGGAAGUAUGGCGGUUGGCAUUGUUUCAUGGACAGUGCCUAUGAUUCUUGUUACCAUCUACGGAGGAAAUUGUCAUUACUACUUUUCUCAACAUAGAUGGUAUAUGAUUUCAAAGAAAAUUGUGUCAUGGCAAAACUCUUCAUAUGAAAAUGGUGAUGUUCAAUCUUGCAAAAACGAUUAUUUCAUUUUCAACUUGCACUUCCAAUUGGCAAUGUAUGCUUUUGCGGUGUUUGUUAACUCCAUUGUCUUCAUUGCAAACAUAUGUACCUAUUAUCGUAAAAUAUUUGGAUUUGCUCACGUUCGAAAUGAUAAACGAGGACUUUUUCGAGUGUCUGCUCAAAUUGCAUCAAAUGCGGCUUUGUUGGCCAUCCAAUUUUCUGUCACUGCUUUCUUGCUGAUGAAUAAUUUUCCCAAAUAUGCUUCGUCUAAGCCACUGUGGUUUCAGUAUUUGACAUCAACUUUUUUCAUGAUUCUCAUCAUUUUAGUAAACUCAGUAUCUGUGAUCUCGUGGAAUCCAAAUUCUCGUUGGUGGCUGAAAAUGAUGAUAAGGAAUUAUAAGCGAAGCAGAAAAGAAUCCCAUCGGAAAUCUGUUGAAAUGACUGUCAUAGCUUAA